Molecule: messenger RNA, 2561 nt
Organism: Ciona intestinalis (vase tunicate)
Lineage: Eukaryota; Metazoa; Chordata; Ascidiacea; Phlebobranchia; Cionidae
Source: RefSeq, a predicted model, not a curated record
AAGGGUGUUUAACAACUAGUUGCUUUACUAUUACAGUUUAUAAACGACCGACUUAAAUUUGUCUUUUUUUUCGUUAGAAACGCUUGAAUAAAAAGUGACGUAUGCGUUGCUACAAAACUAGAACUCACUCAUAAUGAAUGUCUCUGUGACGUCACAAGCGAAUAAUCUGCUCCAGAACAUGCUCACGACGACAGAAUCGACGCUUAUGACGUCACAAGCAACUGUCGCGACCGCAAUAAACGGAACUUGUUUUAACUUUGACAAUAGCGCCGCUACUGUUGCGUCACAACUAAUAUUGGCGCUUGUUAUUGUUGUACUUAACAGCAUCGUUGUAACGGUCAUUUACACAGGGCCUAAGAAAACGUACAGGAAACCUGCAUUUGUGUUCAUUGGAGGUCUAGCAACAACUGACAUGUUGUUAGCACUCACAUUAUUGGCUUCCACUGCAGUUGCUGUAGGGAGGUACCAACUUCAUGCGGAUGCGUGGGUGGUCCUGACAGCGAUCACCAGCAUCUGUUUCAACGCUUCUGUUAACUUCCUAUUGGUUGUCGCUUUGGAUCGCUUGCUUUUCAUUGGCUACAACAGAAGCUACCGAAAAGCGAUGACGAAACGGAGAGUAAUCGCGCUGAUCGUUCUCUGUUGGGUUGUAGCUCUUAUCCCGGUGUUUCCCCUGUUUGUGGGGCAAGUUGGGUCGUGUGCGAAAUAUUGUCUAUGUCAGGCGGGCAAACGAAUGGUGUGCGAUCACCCCUUGUGCUCCAGGGUUGUGAAAGGUCUUACAAAGCAGUUCCUGUUCGGUUUGUUCUUUUAUUUCCUGGGAAUGUUGGUGUCGAUCGGCAGUGUUUAUCUUAUAUUGUUUUGGAAGGUAAAGCGUCAUGCAAAUCGUGUUCGUGACCUCACAGACGGGUCACGUGGCAAAACCAACCGCAUGAAACGAGAAUUCAAAUUAGCCCGAACCCUUGGUAUGGUGGUGGCAGCAUUCUUCUUCUGUUGGUCGCCUCCCAUGUUGCUCUACGUCAUCGAUUACGCGUCAUCCGAUGUCGUCAUCAGUGAAACAGUGGCGUUGGCUAUACUGAUGCCUGCUGUUCUCAACUCCCUAUGCAACCCAUUGAUCUACGCUGCCCGUAUUCCCCGCAUGCGGAGAUACCUUUGCCCAUGCGCCCGUAGAGUGGAUGAGACCAGCACCGAUGGUAGUGGAAGCAGGAGAGGGAAAGAUAGCAAGAAGAACCUUCCGAGUAUCCGCAAGUCGACGGAUAAGAAGACAGACACAAAGAACCCGAGUGGUAAAGAAUAUGCUCAAGAAUCUGCGGGGACUUCCCAACCGUCACAGGGGAACUCCAAUAUGGAAAGCACCAUCGGGGAUUUGCCUUCAAGGGAAGAGAAGACUGGCAAAUUUGGGAAAGUCCCUUUCAAGAUAGCGAAACGCAUCCGUAGUUAUAUUGGUAGAUCAACCAAUGAAGGAGAUUCAGCGGAAAGUGGGAAGUUAACGAACGGGUUCUCACAAGUCAAUCAUGACGUCAGCAUCACCCCAAGUGCGCCGAAUAGUGGUGGUGACGUGAUAGGGGGCGGAGAUGGGGGUCUUGAUGAAAGUAAAAUGUUAAUAAAGUUGGAUAUAAAAAGUUAUGGAGGCAAAAAGCUUAAGCAAUGGAACUUAAUAAAGCUUCAGCAUAAAACAGGUUUCGCCAUCAACCAGCACCAAAAUACAUUCCACAACUUUUUGUUUAUAAAAUUGUUCCAACUUGAUGGCAAACAUAACAUUACAGUUGUUCUGUGGCAACUAACUAUGUCUUACGGUACACACCGUGUACAAAUAUAAGUUGGUUUUAAUUUAAACAGUUUAAAAUAGAGAUCCGCUACGUUUAUCACUCACGUCACUUUUAAAUAACUUUACAAAACCAAAAUUCUACCAACAAUUUCGUUCCUACUGUUUGCCUGCCACCACUUGCAAUAUUCGUAGCUUACGCCGUCGCACAACAACGAUUGUCUUCUUAUAGGGCAUUCCCGUAUGCAGCGAAGUACUUUAAAACGAUUUAAAAUUGUGCUUACAGACAUUUUUCACUCGAGGAAAAUGAAAAUAACUUUUAAAAAAGUUUUACAUCUCGACAAAAAUACACCAAAAAAGAUUUACUGGUUCACUUCACGUGUAAAAUAAAAUCCGCUAAAAUUCAAGAUAAUUCUUGACGCGUAUACUGCGUGCAAACGAUUACAAAUAUGUUUCUACAUUUUCUUACGCAAUAGUUGUGCAUAUGUAACAUAACAUUAACCACCAUUUCUAACAGAUUCAAACGCUGUUAAAACGUUUAACCAAGAAACAACUGGGGUUCAAACCAUAAAAUACACCUUAAAAUUUGUUUGACCAAUAAUUAACAUAACCACUUUAGUUCGUAUUAGUCCAAUUCUUUUAGUAAAACUGUUGCUUUUUUGUUCAAUGUCCCAUUUUAAUGUUUCGUGUACGAUUACACACGUGUGAGUUUUACCUUUCAAAGUUUCAGCAUUAUGAGUUGCAGGUUUCAUGUUGUGUAAAUAUAAAUUAUUUCAAUAAAUUUGUUUCUAUAAAUAUUCAA